AUGGGCCGUCAGGCCUACUUGACCCGCGUUUGUUUGGGUCGAUCUGCGUUCGAACCUCUGACAGGGACAGGCACCACAGGAAAUGAAAAUCAAGCUUUACAGAGCAUUGCAGAUAAUCCAGGAGAAACCACUGAGCCAGCCACAAACACCAUUCGCCAAGCUGACUCUGGGUCUUACCAACAGCAAUAUGAUCGGAAAGGAUACCCGGAGAAUUUGGCCUCAAGGGCUCUGAGCAGGCAGUCUAGAAGGGCCAUCAACGAUGUUCUAACCACAGUGGGUGUGUGUGUUGGAGUAGAUGCCGAUGGCCAGAUAAGGCCGGUCCAUGAUGGUAGCAUAGUCGCUCUGGACAAGUCCAAGGUCACUGGCGUCAUCAGAGAGAAUGAGAUCGGCAUGCUCGUUGGCUUUACCGAGGCGGCUGUAGAUAAUUUGGCUGGCAUGUGCACCACUGGCUUGAGAUAUAGAUUACAGACAUUUCGCUUUUACUCUGAAGUACCUCUGACGGCCAUCAUCAAAUCGGAAUGGUUGACACUCGGCUUUUUCAAGGGUCUGUUUGCGGGUAGUGCUGCAGAUACGGUGUAUAUUUUUCUCAAUGCCGGUCGAAUUUUGGGUAUGAAUAUGCUCAUCGAGAGACUUGCUAGUCAGCUUGACAUACCUUUUGAUUCUUUCAUCACACGAAAGAUCACAUGGUUCGUCUUGAAGAACGCACGGAGAUUGUUCAACUUGACAACCCUUGGGCUUCUUACCCCCUUCAAAAUCUUCUCAACAUUACAGCAUCAAGGUCUCCUUCCUGCAUGGCCACUCUUACCGCAUCCCAAGGCUUUCGUCCCGUUCUCUCCGUCAUCACCUUUACGCCUACCUAAUCUCCCAGAUCGACUAGACGGCGCAUCUUGCCUUCGAUUUCUGGCGUCCCUCGCUGUCAGUCCGGUGGUCUUGCUAUGUGUACGAUCGUGGAUGAAACCUCUAGUGGAACGCAAGGUUCAGAAAUACACGCGCGCCGCUCUCCCCGCACCAGACUUCCCCGACAUAUACUCUAUUCAGGCUGCCAUUGAGGACGAGAUUGAUAGGGACAACAUCCCUGGACUCGGUAAUGCAGUCGACACUCCCGAGCUAUGGGAGAGCAGAAGCGUAACGGAAGAGCUUGCAAAGGACUUGCAGUACGUCGGCAGGAAUUUUCAGAUCUUGUACGACCAAUUCUGGGGUCUGUUCGCAGGCACGUCCAGAAAACCCAGCAGCUCACCAGCAACGGAACCACUACCACUUCCAACACCAACGCCUGCCCCCAUGGACCCUCUUGAAGACGACGCCUCCUCAUCCUCCUCCUCCUCUCGCACUUCGACUCCACGCCCUCAAAUCGAAAUCACCGGCUCCACCACCUCGAGCGGCACUGUCCAUAUGAGCGUCGCCAUUCCUGUGCCCGUCUCAUCCCUUCCCCGCCGCCGUCAUCACAACAGUCACCCCCGAGACCCACCUUCUCCGUCCACGACUGGUCCCAACAAUGUCUACUACCCCUAUCACCGCAUUACCACCCUCAGCGCACAGGCCGCGGACAGCAUGGCGCAGCACCUUUCCGGCUAUAUUACUGACAUACUCCUUUUCCCGCUCGAGGCGCUGGACUAG
Letharia lupina is the source of this 1617-nucleotide messenger RNA. RefSeq lists its product as uncharacterized. Lineage: Eukaryota; Fungi; Ascomycota; Lecanoromycetes; Lecanorales; Parmeliaceae. The record is from RefSeq and is a predicted model, not a curated record. The coding region runs from base 1 to 1617 and encodes 538 amino acids. The transcript is spliced from 5 exons.